This is a messenger RNA of Uncinocarpus reesii 1704, 261 nucleotides long. RefSeq lists its product as uncharacterized. NCBI's taxonomy places the organism in Eukaryota, Fungi, Ascomycota, Eurotiomycetes, Onygenales, Onygenaceae. The coding region runs from base 1 to 261 and encodes 86 amino acids. The record is from RefSeq and is a predicted model, not a curated record. The transcript has a single exon.
AUGGCAUCCGCAAUAACAAUCCCCUCUUUUCUCCUACCUCGCGCCAUUCCUAAAUCCGCAUCGUCACACAUCCUCCUCCGCCGCACUCCCGCAAAACCAUCCGCCUCCCGCCGCUGCGCCUCGACAUCAUCGCCGAAACCCCGCGUGCUCGAAAAGCCAGACAAGUUCCGUCCCCCUUCGCAUCCAGCCCGGAGGGUGCUCUCGCCCCAAUGCCGUGCCGCGAAACUACCCCGGCCCGCCGCUGUCGGCCAAGGAGCGUGA